UACAUUGUAGGAGGGGAGGGUCGAAAACUGGAGCUCUACAGAUCUGGAGUGAAGAGAGAGAGAGAGAGUUGGUGCUUACUAGAGUGGAGUGGAGCGGCACAGCUCUGAAAUUGAGCCCAAAAUCAGCUAGUUCCCUGAGGGAGGAAGGGACCGGGGACUUGUGAGGUGCAAGAGGAAGGUGCUUCGGAGUCGCGAGAGCUCGGCCAGCCGCUCGAAAUCCAGUUUUGGCGUCGAUUCGGAGGCGGAAAAUGUGCGGGUCGCGCAGCGAGCAGGAAAAGAAGGUGGCGGUUCCACGGGCGGCUCGGCGGGUGCUUGCAGAGUGAGAGCGGUCCCCGAAAGCAGUAGGUGAUGAGUUGUCCAGCAAAAUGUGAGGCCGCCGCGAUUGAGGAAAAUAAUGCCACUCUGACGACCGCCAGCAGGCCAGCUCGCGAUCGCCGCCGUUGCAUCGCCGCCGCCACCGCCGCCGCCGCCGCUCCGGCCGAGCAGAGUGCACACCAAAAUGGAGGAAGCGGAACACCACUCGCCACCAACCUUCAAACAUUUCUGUGCGCUGUUUCUACUUAACUCUUGGGCACCGGACGAUGUCACCUAAUUUUCGGCGGCAGCUCGCACACGAAACGACGCCCUCAGCGGAAAAGCGCAUCUUUCCGGGAGACCAACGCCUAAGCGGCCGCCACCUUUGAAAACAGACACUCGCUCGCUCCGGCUCCUUCGCGCACCUGCCGCCCCUGAGUGAGACCCAAGACCGCCUCAGGGUUGGGCCUGGUGCUGUUUUUGUGGACCACUGGCGAAACUGUCUUUUUCUCUGCCCGAUUAUAUCGCUUUCGCCGACUCGCACACACAUACACACACUCACUCACACACACACCACACACACACACACACUCUCUCACACACACACACACACACACACACAUACGCAUACACACACACACACACACACACACGCAGUGCGCCGAUUUGGAUGCAGCAGCGGCGGCGGACCGUCGGCCGAACCUGAGUUGCGAACUCGAAAAACUCUUUUGAUGAUCGAUCGGUUUUGAUUCGAGUAAUCAGGCCCACUCGACGAGAUACAGUUGACCCAAAAGGAAAUGCUGGAAUCUGUAAUGUAACAUGGCUAAUACUAAUUGUUCGAGUGAGUCAAGUCCACAAAAUGCAAACGGCCACGUUUUCACCAAAAAGACUUUUCACAAGCCUACUUAUUGCCAUCACUGCACUGACAUGCUAUGGGGCCUCAUCCAGCAGGGAUACAUCUGCGAAGCUUGCAACUUUGUUGUUCACGAUCGCUGCCUUAAAACAGUGGUCAGCCCGUGCUCCAGCAUCGCUGCUUCUAUCAUCAAGAACCCUGUGGCGCAUUGUUGGUCGGAACAGGUGCAUCACAAGCGCAAGUUCUGCAAUGUGUGCCGCAAGAGACUCGAGGAUUCGCUUUCCCUGCACUGCGAGAUCUGCGAGUACUUUGUUCACGCGGAGUGUCAAGACUUCGCGACAGCCGACUGCAAGCAAAAUGCGACCUACUUGCCAGGGGUGUCGCUGGUGGACGUGCGCCACCUGCACCACUGGCGGGAAGGCAACCUGCCGAGCAACGCCAAGUGCGCUCUGUGCAAGAAGACCUGCUGGAGCGCCGAGUGUCUGGCGGGGAUGCGCUGCGAGUGGUGUGGAAUGACGUGCCAUGCGUUGUGCCACAGGAAUGUUCCUCCGGAUUGCAACUUCGGCGUGCUGCAGCCCAUCUACCUGCCGCCGCACGCGGUCAGCAUUCCGCGCACCGAGGUGCCCAUGGAAGCCAUCAUCGGGGUGCAGGUGCGGCGCAAGGAGACGCUGUCGCGAUUCGUUCUUGGUAGCACUCUCGCAUUUAGGAUUUUGGCUCGAAGCAUAUCAGAGGAAUUCAGCUCCGGAGACACGAGAUACCGCGAGGAGGAUUCUGCCGGCGUGCCGAUCAGUGGCGGAAAUUCCUCUGGGGGCAGCGGCGGCAGCGGCUCGGGCGGCAGCAGCUCGUCGGCCAGCCAGAAGAUGGUCAAGGAGAAGGAUGAGAAGGACGAAGAGGUGAUAAAGGUUUACGACGGAAACAACUCGAUGCGCCGACGCUUGUUUCGCGUAAUUUCUGUAUCUCGAUCAGCCAGUUGUGCCCAAGUGUUGGCAGCUGCGCUCAGAGCCUUUCAUCUCCUCCGAGACCCAUCUCAUUUCUUUAUGACUGAUGCGUACGCUACUGAUGAGGUGGAGCUUUGCGAUCCGCACCCGGUUCAAGCCCUUCACAGAAAAGAGGGAAAGAGGCCUGCCGUUUUCUUGAGAGGGAGAGAUCGCGAGGAGGGCGAGGUUCGCAUUUACCCUGGAAGACUGCAAGACGUCCAACAGCAGUGGUGCACGGUCAAGAUCAACUGCGACACCACUGUGGCCGAGCUGACGAAAAUGGCCAUGGACGCGUUUGGGCUCGGAGACGCCAACAGUGAAGACUUCAGGAUGAGCGAAGUUUUGUUGGACCGCGGAGUUUCAGAGCGGGUGCUGGACGAGGACCAAAGACCUUGGCUGAUCCUGCGUCAGCUGGGCAAGGACUCCAUCAGGCAAAUGGAGCUGAUGCGCUUCUACCUGCAGCUCAGACAAGAUCCACACGGUCCCAAUUUGGCACUCUUUGUGGGAAACCUGCCGCCUAACUUAUCUCAGCGCAACUACGAAAACGUCCUUACAGACUUUUUAGGCAAAGAAAACAAGUUCAACAGCAUAGGACCAAUUUAUUACGAGUAUGGAUCAAUGGUGAUAACUUACGAGGAUGCCAACAAGGCAGUGCGCGCUUUGUACAUCUUAAGAGAGUCAGUGUUUGAGGAUAAACACCUCCUAGUCAUGUUGCUUCCAAAUAUCGAACCCUCCAUGGUACCUGCCGGAGUUACUCCUCUUCUAGUUUUUGUUAACGUCAAAUCAGGAGGCUGCCAAGGCUUGGAACUGAUCACCAGUUUUAGAAAGCUUUUGAACCCGUACCAGGUGUUUGACCUGGACAAUGGUGGCCCUCUUCCAGGGCUGUACGUGUUCCGGCAUAUCAAAGACUACCGAAUCCUGGUUUGCGGCGGCGACGGCACCAUCGGGUGGGUGUUGCAGUGCCUGGACAACGUCGGCCAGGACUCGCAGUGUUCGUCGCCCGCGUGCGCGAUAGUACCCUUGGGCACAGGCAACGACUUGGCCAGAGUUUUACGUUGGGGACCCGGACUAGCAGGAGGGGAAGACCCGAUGAACUUGCUGCGAGAUGUUAUCGACGCCGAGGAGAUCCGACUGGACAGGUGGACGGUGGUGUUCCAUCCGGAGGACAAGGCGGACGAUAGCAAGCUGCAACAGAUCGCUAACUCAACAGCAGCCGCCGCCAAGGUGUCACAGACGCCAUUUACGUUGAGUCAACGAUUUCUUACAGCCGGCUCAACCAGCGAGGAUAACACUCAAAUUUUCGUCAUGAACAAUUACUUUGGUAUUGGCAUUGACGCCGACUUGUGUUUGGAUUUCCAUAACGCAAGAGAGGAAAAUCCCAACAAGUUCAACAGCAGAUUGCACAACAAAGGGGUCUACGUGAAAAUGGGUCUGCGCAAAAUGGUCGGCAGAAAAAUGUGCAAGGAACUGCAUAAAGAAAUACGCUUAGAGGUCGACGGGAAGUUAGUGGAGCUGCCUCAGGUGGAGGGAAUCAUAAUUCUGAACAUUUUAAGCUGGGGCUCUGGAGCUAAUCCUUGGGGUCCUGAGAAGGAGGACCAAUUUUCAAAGCCUAAUCACUGGGACGGAAUGCUGGAAGUGGUUGGUGUCACGGGUGUCGUCCACCUGGGUCAAAUCCAAUCAGGCUUUCGAUCGGCCCUCAGGAUCGCACAGGGUGGACACAUCAAAAUUCAUUUGCAUUCGGACAUUCCUGUCCAAGUGGAUGGCGAGCCGUGGAUCCAGAGUCCAGGCGACGUGGUCGUGCUCAAGUCAGCACUCAAGGCCACGAUGCUCAAGAAGACCAAGGGCAAGAUCAAGCGGCGCAACACCGAGCCCUCCAUGCUGGUCUCGGCGCCCUACACCGUGCACAAGCCGGGCGCGUCGCCGGUGCAGGCCAGUCCGCACGCCACCGGCGGCACCCUGUCGCAGGCCACCCUCUUCGAGGACGACAGCAGCCUGAACAACACGAACUUCUGAGACGACUGUCGCAUGUGAUGAAUGCAACACGAAUGAUGAGCAAAUUGAAUGAAAAGUGGUGAUGAAACGACGAAGCUGACUUAAAAAGCGCGGCCAAGAGCAGUUAUUUUUAUUUGUAUGCGAGUGACCGGACCCGACGAGAAAGAAACGAACGUGAGACGGAUUUUUUCAGUGGAUCGCAAAGAUUUGAUUGUCGUAGUAAGCAGCAGAAAUUAUAUUCCCCCCAGGAUUAUUUAUCGGAAUCCAAGCGAAUUGCCAAACACACAGACACACGCGCGAGAAAUUGUUCUAAGGCAUUAUCGAAAAGCUUAUUAUUGUAAAAGUGUGCCAAAUAUGAAGAUUAACCGUUGAGCAAAGAACCUUACACACAACAAACACGCAAACACACACAAAAAAACACACACUCUUUACUCAAUACAAAAGAAAAUGUUUAUCGAGCGAAAUGAAUAUUUAUUUUGUUAAAAAUAACCGAGGUGAUUGCUUUUUCAUAGUCUAAUGGGAAAAAACGUAAAACAAGGUUGUGACUCUGUUUACCUUAAAUUAUAUAACCCCCCGCCAGAGAGUAAAAAUUCGUGAAUGGCAAAGAAUAUUAAUUAAUGUCUAUCCGCAUAGAAAUAUAAAAGUUAUUGUUAACGCGCGCUAACAAGAAGAAAGAAAGAAAGAAAGAAAGAAAGUAACAAUAAUACGGAUAUCUUGUGAACAAAAGAAAAACCCAAUUUGAAACGAGCGCGAGGCUUUAGUCCCGAAGGUGGAGCAGAGUCAGCUUAAAGGACGUAAACAUUAUUUGAAUCAUUGUUACAUAGAGCAAUUCCUUUAAAUGUUAGAGUUGAAAUUGAUCAUUGUUCGAGCAGUGAUUGAACACCAGCCAUGUUACAAUAUCGCAAAGAAGAGAUAUUAUUACUUACUUAAUUAAUUAAAAAGAUAUACAUACAUCCACGAGGAUUAAAUGAAUGAAAACGAGAGUAUUGACCCAGUUGGCGGGCAAAAUAUGUACUGUUCGAAACGAGAAAGAAAAACACAAACACACACACAAACACACACGACACUACAUCGCAGCAUUCUAUAUUCUUACGCCGCAGCGGCUUAAUCUUACUAAGUCAGUGCAUUAAAUGAUUUUAAAUGUCGUCUGAUUGUUAUCUAACUGUGCUUUACGAUGAUUUUCAAAACUCGUGGUGCAUGGAAACACUGCAACAAUUCAAAAAGUCGAACGCACACGCAACAAAAACAACAACAACAAAAACUAACACGAUGUGUGCGGCUGUUUCCCUUCGAGUCCACCUUAUAGCGCGUCCCGAAAAAUUGGCUCAGUGUGGAAAAAACGUUUUCAAAUUUUUUGACGGACGGCCGACGAGACGGACGAGAAGCGGGCGAAACGGUGCGCACAAAAACAAACCAAGAUAGAGAAUUGAUCUCUCGCCAUCCUGAACAGAUCAAUCAAAAAUUUUGCAGGGAGAUUCGCAUUCGGUUGGUAGUGCCUUUAAUUUUAUUGUGUUCCAUUUGUCGAUCGUUCAUUUGCUCGUCGACUGUUCCGCUCCCUGUGAAAUCUGCUGUUUAUUCGUUUGGCCGACGCCGACGCGGUGGUCGGCGCCGAGCGCGUUCUUUCCAACGAAUUAUAAGAAACGGUUCCCGCCAUUUACUUUGUACUGCAUUUAUUACGAUUUCAUUCAGUGGAUCGAACUAGCGUUUAAUUUCAACGGGGAACCAGAAAAAAAUGAAAAAAAAAACGAUAAAAAGCACGAAAAUCAAAUAAAAAUGUCAAAACGCUUGGUUGAGAAAAUCGAUUCAGCUCGGGUCGAAAUUUUGCGUUUCUGCGCGGACCGGCGGUUGUUCCUCGGAGGGCCGGCCGUGGCCGCGUCCGCGGGCACGGUCCGCCGACACGUCGCAGGAAGUUCGCGCCGGCCCGGCGGAUAGCUAAGAACGUGUUUGCAACGCAUGUAUAUGUAUAAACUGUGGUUUCCAAAAGACCCGGCUGAUGACAAAGUGGCUAAACCUUGAAGGUCACAGACCCUGUGGCGUGAAAGUAAGGUUUGCCGUUUCCCAAAGGCCAUGUUACGUAAGGGGCUCAGUGUCUGAAUUCCUCGCACAGGGGUGUCCGACGCGGGGUGGGUCGGCGUCGGCCGCACGGCGCGGCGCCGCCGCGCCACUCCGGCACGGUUUCCAUCCAGUGCUCAAGUGGGACAAGAGGGAUUUCGACAAAAUACGUACUUUGGCCUUUGAGAACACAAGCCGCCGGUUCGGAGCGCCGAGUGGAGGGCGCGGCCCGACCACGUUGACGGCGGGACGCGCCCCCGACGGGCCCGGACGCGUGUUCGGCGGCGACAUUGGCUGAGAUACAAAAAAAAUCAAAUGUUGCUAAUAAAUCAUUAUAUUAUAAGUAGAUCAUGCAAAACAUUCUAGGAACAUAGUAUCUCAAUUAUGAAAUGUAUAUCUGCUGUUAUCCUCCUCACCACAUAGAUACUGAAAACAAACAAACAAACCAACCAACCAACCAACCAACAAACAACAAAUCUAUAUUUCUCCUCCUCCUCCACCUCCUCCUCCUCCACCUCCUCCUCCUCCGAAGAAAAGAAGCAAAAGAUUUAAGACCACGUUGUGACACUCACAAACACACACUCUCUCUAGCCAAAGUGUUUUAUCAAAAUCUUCCCCCUUAACGAUUUACCAAAUAUAUUUGACGAAUAUCAGAAAAACACACGCCGUUUGUAAAACUUCAUUCAAACACUUGAAAGCAUCAAAUCAUGCGCACUCUUUGCUUUGAAAACAUAUUUUGUAUUAUUUUGAGGACAAAAACCCGACAAGCUUACUUAGCAAUAAAAAGAUCUCUCUUGAAACAUUUCAAUGUGUUUAAAUGUAUACAUGUUCUAAAACUAUGUAUAUCUAUAUAUAAAUUUAAAUUUGUUGCUAUACAAAAGCAGCAAAAUACAAUAAAAAACAAAUAAAAAAUAAAAAAUGUUCAUUAAAA
This is a messenger RNA of Cloeon dipterum, 7099 nucleotides long. RefSeq names its product diacylglycerol kinase theta. The coding region runs from base 1114 to 4137 and encodes 1007 amino acids. The transcript is spliced from 20 exons. Lineage: Eukaryota; Metazoa; Arthropoda; Insecta; Ephemeroptera; Baetidae. The record is from RefSeq and is a predicted model, not a curated record. Gene Ontology annotation, molecular function: ATP-dependent diacylglycerol kinase activity; RNA binding.